GCCACAGAUGGCUCUCUGCAGAGCGAAGACUGGACGCUGAACAUGGAGAUAUGCGAUAUCAUCAAUGAAACAGAGGAAGGCCCCAAGGAUGCCAUCCGAGCGCUCAAGAAGAGGCUGAACGGGAACAAGAACUACAGAGAAGUGAUGCUGGCUCUAACGGUACUGGAAACUUGUGUGAAGAACUGUGGCCAUCGCUUUCACGUCCUGGUAGCCAACCGUGACUUCAUAGAUGGGGUCCUGGUGAAGCUCAUCUCUCCUAAGAACAACCCUCCCACCAUCGUUCAGGACAAAGUUCUGGCCCUAAUUCAGGCCUGGGCCGAUGCCUUCCGAAGCAGCCCAGACUUAACCGGGGUGGUUCAUAUUUACGAAGAACUCAAAAGGAAAGGCGUGGAAUUCCCGAUGGCCGACCUCGAUGCUCUGUCUCCGAUACACACCCCUCAGAGAGUACUACCAGAAUGGGUAUCUAAGAAGCAGUUAGAAGAGUGGGAUAAGAGCGUCCCCGAAGUCGACCCAGCGGCCAACAUGCACAACUCCCAAUCCCAGCCGAGGGUGAGCGCCAGCCCCUACCCGUCGCCUUCCCCGACCGCCUACUCACCCCCGCAGGUGCCGCCCCUGAACGUGAGCAGCCCCAUCACUGCAAAUACCGAACAGAUCGCCCGGCUGCGCAGCGAACUGGACGUCGUUCGUGGGAACACAAAAGUUAUGUCGGAGAUGCUGACGGAAAUGGUGCCCGGUCAGGAGGACCCUUCAGACCUUGAGUUACUGCAGGAGCUGAACCGGACGUGUCGAGCCAUGCAGCAAAGGAUCGUGGAACUCAUCUCCCGGGUGUCCAACGAAGAAGUCACGGAAGAGCUCCUGCACGUGAACGACGACCUGAACAAUGUCUUCCUCCGAUAUGAGAGGUUUGAGCGGUACCGGCUGGGCCGGUCGACGCAGAACGCCAGCAACGGGGUUCUCAACGAAGUAACCGAGGACAACUUGAUAGACCUGGGGCCCGGUUCUCCCGCUGUGGUCAGCCCCAUGGUUGGAAACAGCGCUCCCCCGGCGUCGACCCUUUCUACCCAGCUUGCUGGGCUCGAUUUGGGCGCCGGCAACGUGAGCGGGACGCUCAGCUCCCUCCAGCCCUCCAACCCCCGCGACGACUUCGACAUGUUCGCACAGACGCGAGGCGGGCCGUCGGCCGAUCAGCGCAAGGCCACGACCUACGAAGACCCGCAGGCUGUUCGAGGGCUGGCGUCCGCCCUGGACGUUCGGAAACAGACCACAGGAGGGAUUCCAGUUGCGCAGUCCUCUGUCAUGGAUGACAUAGAGGAAUGGCUCAGUACAGACGUGAAAGGAGAUGAACUGGAGGAAGGAGUGACGAGCGAAGAGUUCGACAAAUUUCUAGAAGAACGCGCCAAAGCCGCCGAAAGGAUCCCCACCUUACCCUCGCUGCCGCCGGAGGAGCCCACGCCACUGCCGGUGAACCCCCCCAGCAAAAAGAAGCCGGAGCGCACGGAAGACGCCCUCUUCGCCCUGUGACGCUCCUCUCCCUCCUGGCUGUCCGUGGAAAGAACUACAGUCGGGGCUGCCUAGCUCUCCUCGUGAUACCCGGCUAGCGACGAGGUCCCCCUGGCUGCCACCCCGGGCUCCAUAGACAGCCCCCAGCGCCUCUCCGAAGCGAUCCAGCCCAAAUAAGCUAACUUUUAAAGAGUAUUUAAGCCCCCCGUCUUGUCAUGCCCAUGGUCAUCCUUCCACACUCGCUUCACCCCCUCUACCCCACCCCGGGUCAUAAUUGCUGAGAGUCAUCCUUUUCAAAAUGAUGCAUGAGCAUUUCCCCCUCACUGCAGAUGCAGAAGGAGUCCGGGAGGGGGCGGUCCCAAUUUCCGUUUAAACUGACCUCUCCCUCUCCCACAGAGGCAGUCCCAAAGUGCGCACGUGGAGCAUGUCCAAUGCGGCUGACUGUCUAGCAGGGCCCGUUGCGCAACAAUUGAGCUCUCACACUCAAACCACACCCCUGCUCCCUUUCCAUAUUUCCAAUGCAAAGGGAAUUCCUUUGCUCUCUUCUCCGGCCUCAGCUACUUCAGUUGCCUUUCCCGUCCUCGGUAGCACUUUGAUCCUGCUCGGUUUUCUUUGAAUGUUUACCUUGCUUUGCAGCCGCGAUCGUCAGCGGUAGGAAGGAUUGCGCCAACCGAGAAAUGGGCAAAAUCUCUCUCUUGGUGAGAAGAGAGUUUCCCCCCGAAAGGCUUUACCUUUUUCUCGGGGGGGACGUGAGUGGUCUUAACGUCGGUCUGGGCCCCCUCUGUGCUCGGACUUGUCAGGGCUGGGUUAGAAUGCAUUUCUCUGCAGCACUGGAGCGGCCUUCUUGCGGUUUCUUGGAAGUGGCAGGAAAGGAGGUCUUCUCUUGGUGGCAUAGUACGCGAUUAGUGGGUACUGUCACGAUGACGUGGCCGUACAUUUGUCACCCAGUUUGUACAUUGCGUGUCUGGUAUGGAUGUGGCUCUACCCCUUGCUGCUGGUAACGUUUGCAUGACGGAGUCGUACGCCGCAUGCAGUUCCUGUGGGUGGGCACCGCCAAAAGCAUUUUUACAUAGGAGCUCCCCAUGUCCCGUGAGAUUUGAUGCAUCCAAACAUGGCCGGUGUGGCUUGUGCAAUCCGGCCACAGGAGAUAAGGUAGCUGUAGACUGCAUCUAAGUUCAGAAGGAUGUGGAACCACGAGGCAGUUCUUGGCUUCAUGUAUGUGACGGUGAAAAAGAUAGUUUCCUCUGAUUCUGCGUCGUACAGCAGGUUCCACACAGUCAAGUCGCUAGAUGCUCGCUUUCAACCAUUGGUCUAGUGGAGGCAUCUGCCGUGAACAUCGAUGUUCCAUUUGUAGCUUAGCCACACGGCUGCUUUGCAUGGUGUUGUCUUUCUUUCUUUGGCACACGUGAGAUAGCAUGGCGGCCCAACCCAUCCAUAAUAACCCCCACGGGCCUCCAGAGGCCACAUUAAUUGUGGGUGGCCCCGCUCUAGCCAAGUGAAGGGCCCGGCGCCCCAGUUUUGCUUUGGAAAGAGAACUGUGUGACCUAGAAACGAGGAAAGCCGGUUUUGCCGGUUCCGUCCUGGUGGUCACGCGCCAGCAACAUCGGAGCCCUCCAGCCGUGGGGUUGCUCAGAGAUCCACCACUUGGAAGGAGGAAAGUGAGUGAUAGAUAGCGGUGACUUUGGGGGCGGGCGGGACGGAUGACUAUCUGUCUUGUCAGGGUUAGGUGGAAGAUAAGCCUGCAUGGUAGCCCCCUUUCUCCCAGCCAGGUGGACGAUUUGCCUUGCACCUUUGAAGGUUGUUCUAGAGCAAGGUCAGUUCAACCAGGGAAGGUGUACCCAAGCACUAGAUCUUCUCCACGCGGUCAUUUCCAGAGUCUCUUUCUGGAAACAUUCUUGAGCUGCUCUGGUGCUCCCCUUAGCCAAUGACGUCACUACCCUUUUUUUAGUAUAUACACGCAGGACAGCCUGCCUGUCUUGAAAUCAGAGCCACCACGGGUACAUAGACUGCACCUGGUUUCUGAUUUUGGACUGUUGGAAGACUCGAGUGAGGCCUUCAGAGGUGCUGCAGGGUGGUGGAGCAGAAGAAGCUGGGGAUGGGGAGAACCGAAAGCUUGGUGUGUUACAAUGUAAGGUGGAGGCUGCUUUGGACCGAAGCAAGAACAGGAGCCCCAAACCGGUGGCUUGUUAAUGGCUCAGAGUUCUCGUUUGGUCGAGAGGGAAUGUGGUUCGUUCAGGUUGGUUCACGGGGUGAAACAGCUGCUUUAAGUUUACCCAGGAAGCGUCAGACGUAUGAUCGUCUGCCUUGCCACAGGACAAGAACCAGAGGGGUCCAGUGAAGAUUGAUCUUGUAUUCGCGGGGCAGGCCUGUUAGGGUUCGCAUGGGGGUCUUGCCGAAAUUUCGCACAGCGAAUAAGGGACUCUGUGAAAAGUGUAUCCACACACACACACACACAACCUCUUUCCCCAAUAUGACUUUCCUUGAUAUACCCACAUCCGGAGCAACUACAAAAGUCCCAGACGCCAGACUUUCCGAAACACAGGACAGUUGCUGGCAUCAUAUAGGGAUAUCCCCCCCUGCCCUUAACAGCUCCGGAGCCGAUGAGAGGGGAAGGUUUGCUUUCCACUGGUCCAAGUUUGCUGCCACCAGCAAGUGUGAGAGCUUCCUGGACUGUCCCCGUUAUCUCAGCGAUGCCCCCAGUUUCUUUGCUGUCUUCAAGUAAGCCAGGCGCUGAACUGUCGAUAUACCGCUUCUCGUUACGUCUCGGUGGCUUGGAGUCCUUUGGUGCCCUCCUCCCUUCCCCAUACCUGUAUUUGCAGGCGCAAAAAAGGGGUGAACACUACGACAACUAGGGAUCAAAAGGGAAAGUGUGCAGCUGUCAGCUAAAAACAAUUCCUGGCAAAAGAGCUCGCGUCCCUUAGCACUUCUCUCUGUUAGAAAUCACGAAAUAAUGUUAAGUUAUCAUCGGGAACCCCCGUCUUUAAACACUAACUGCUUUUAGGCUUAACGUAUUUAUUCGGGCCUCGUCCCGUCAGGAAAUUCUCCUGCCUUGAGCUUCUUGAAAUGAACGGGAGAUACUGCCUGCUCGUCUCCGUUUCAAUGGGGCACGAGCAGGGGGACGUCCUGCUAUAUCGGGCCUCAGUUGUUACCACUGUAUCCCCCUACCCCUAAAUUGUAUUUUUAAAGGCCUUUUGUUAACAACUCUGUGUGCUAAGAAUUUUUUUAAGAAAACAUCCGAUUUGGGGGCGCUGCCUUUUUUUGUCUAAAACAUUUGCUAUGUAUAGAAUAAGGAUCUGUCUAGAACAAGUGCAAUACCUAAUCAGCUGUUACAAACAAAUAACACUAAUUAACUAGGAGAAAGUGAGAUGCGUGCUAUCUCCAACUGGGUAGGGUGUUUUUAGUUGCAGUUGUCGAGAAGCCUCUCUGCAUCUAUGGAAGGAAACCACCCCCCUCCCAAUCCUGAUAUUUAGAUCGAGUCAGGGGGCGCGGUGGCUUCUUUGCCCAUUGCUGUAGAGCUGUGGGGGAGAUGUCACCUUCUUUCCCGUUCCCCCUGGGUUGGAGGUGUUUAUGUCCAUAUAAUGCAGCUCACUUCUGCUGGGAAAACGGCAAGACCUGCUGUUUGCCGGAGCAGGGUGUGUCCGAGACCGCGGCUGCAGUUUGUUGCCACAAUUACCCAUGUAAAGGGGUGGUGGUACGCUGCUUGCAUUGGUUCUGCCCUUUCUCGGAUCCGGUGGCAAAUUCGGACUGCUCUCACGCCAGUUUAUGACCGGGCUUUUUCAGUAGGGGAGCUUGCUCACAAGGACGAGCGUGUCGGUUCCUUCAUAUCCCCUCCGGACGUCUCCCCUUAGCCUGG
Gekko japonicus is the source of this 5353-nucleotide messenger RNA. RefSeq names its product target of myb1 like 2 membrane trafficking protein (gene TOM1L2). Gene Ontology annotation, biological process: signal transduction. Gene Ontology annotation, cellular component: endosome; membrane. NCBI's taxonomy places the organism in Eukaryota, Metazoa, Chordata, Lepidosauria, Squamata, Gekkonidae. Gene Ontology annotation, molecular function: phosphatidylinositol binding; clathrin binding; ubiquitin binding. The coding region runs from base 43 to 1521 and encodes 492 amino acids. The record is from RefSeq and is a predicted model, not a curated record. The transcript has 15 exons.